AUGGGCCUGGCCCGCAGGCUACGAGAGGCCUUGACCGCCGACCCCUCCCAGGGCUUUGAGCGUAUAAUAGAGCCUGGUAAUAGGUCUAUACCACUAGAUUUCAGGAUAGACUCCCCUGAAACCGCUAUGCAAUUAGCCUCAGACCCCCUAAGUGGGAUAGGGAAUACCGACCUUUACUCAGACGGUUCUAGGUUAGAUGAUCAGCGCGUAGGCGCUGCAGUAGCUUAUAAGCCACUUAUUGGUCUCUGGAGGUCGCGCCUAGCUCCCCUGGGCGCAGGCUUCGAAGUCUUUGAUGCAGAACUAAUAGGAGUAGUCGAAGCCCUAGAGUGGUGGUGCCACCAGCGGGAAAAACUAUAUGCCGGCUUGGCCGAAGCGGGGGUAAAGGCCCCGCAGGAUAGCGAGCAGUGCCCCGAAGCACGCCUAUUCCAGGACCCAAAGGCCACUACAGCGCUGCUGGCGUUUAUAGGGGCCAUUAGGGAGCGAGAGGAUAACCAACAGGCCUGGGAGCAGGCCUAUAAGACUGAUAAUUGGGGCAUUGAGGCCCUGGAUGAGGGAGAGCGAGAGGGGGAAGGAUAG
This is a messenger RNA of Talaromyces rugulosus, 576 nucleotides long. RefSeq lists its product as uncharacterized. The transcript is spliced from 2 exons. NCBI's taxonomy places the organism in Eukaryota, Fungi, Ascomycota, Eurotiomycetes, Eurotiales, Trichocomaceae. The coding region runs from base 1 to 576 and encodes 191 amino acids. The record is from RefSeq and is a predicted model, not a curated record.